UCUCUGUUCCGCUCUCGUUAUCUCACGCAUAUCAAUACUACUCUGAUUUUUAGUAUUCUUGGUUAGAUUCCAGCAUCCCAAAUAGUUCUUGAUUGUAUUUUAGGGUUGUUUUUGCAAUUUUGGGAAAAGAAUAAUACUCAUCCCAAUUUUGGAAAAAGAACCUCUAAGCACCGGUCAGCCCUCUGUAGCAGCUUACCGGCCAGCACCCCUGAGCCCUCUCUGGUUAUUCUCCGGCCAGCACCCAACUCCGCAUUCAUCAGUUUCCGGCGACUCUCAGGCGACCCGACUCAGCCACGUGCAGCCGGACGGUGGUGGCUCGUCCUACUCUGGUGGAUUCAACUCCUCGCGGCAGCAGAUUUACAAGUGGCAAGUAACCCACGAACAGUUCGUGCGACGUCCCCCAGUUCUUCUUCUCCAGCCAACGAGCUGCAGCGGCGCUAGCCACUGAAAUCACCUGUGCAAAAGUUUGAAGGGCUCAAGUUCAUAAGGCGUCAAGGGCCAAAAAUGCAGCUCACACUCACUCAGCCUGAUGAUUGGCAUCUUCAUCUUCGUGAUGGCGAUCUCUUGAAAGCGGUUCUCCCUCAUAGUGCAAGUACCUUUGGAAGGGCUAUUGUGAUGCCAAAUUUGAAGCCACCCAUCACUACAACAGCUGCUGCUGUGGCUUAUCGAGAUUCUAUCUUGAAAGCAUUACCAUCCAAUAGCAACUUCGUUCCUCUUAUGACCCUUUAUUUGACAGAUACAAUGAGCCCCAAUGAGAUCAAGCUUGCAAGAAGAAGUGGGGCCAUUUACGCUGUAAAAUUGUAUCCUGCUGGUGCUACAACCAAUUCCCAAGAUGGCGUUACAGAUCUUUUUGGGAAGUGUCUACCUGUCCUUGAGGAGAUGGUUGAACAGGAUAUGCCUCUGCUGGUUCAUGGCGAGGUAACAAAUCCUGAUGUCGACAUGUUUGAUCGUGAAAAGGUCUUCAUUGAAACUGUGUUGAAACCCCUGAUUGAGAGGCUUCCAAAACUGAAGGUGGUGAUGGAGCAUAUUACCACUGCAGAUGCUGCUAAGUUUGUUCAGUCUUCCGAACAUGGACUUCUAGCAGCAACUGUCACUCCACAACAUCUUCUUCUCAACAGGAAUUCUUUAUUUCAAGGAGGAUUGCAGCCACAUAAUUACUGUCUUCCAGUACUCAAGAGAGAGACGCACAGGCAGGCAAUUGUAUCUGCUGUGACCAAUGGAAGUAAAAUGUUUUUCCUUGGAACCGAUAGCGCUCCACACGAGAGACAAAGGAAAGAAUGUCCUUGUGGUUGUGCUGGUAUAUACAGUGCCCCUAUUGCCUUAUCAUUAUAUGCAAAGGUGUUUGAAGAGGCGGGUGCUCUUGAUAAAUUAGAAGCAUUUACAAGUUUCAACGGACCAGACUUCUAUGGGCUCCCCAGAAACACCUCAAAAAUUACACUGCAAAAGGCCCCAUGGCAGGUUCCAAAGUCUUUUUCAUUUCCCUUUGGAGAUAUUGUUCCUAUGUUUGCAGGUGAGACACUUGAGUGGCAGCCAUGUUUCAACUGAGACUAACAAGUUCCAAUGUUGCUUACAUACACAAUAACACCACAUUUUAGGCAUAUCCUCCAUUCUCUGAUUAGCUAGACCGAUGUUGAUUUCCCACAAUUAAAACGUUUUACUGUUGGAUUAUUUAUGUAUGAUCCCUCCCAUCUUUUUGAAAUAAAAUCACGAAGAACUUUUGAUUUGAA
This is a messenger RNA of Benincasa hispida (wax gourd), 1727 nucleotides long. Its product is annotated as dihydroorotase, mitochondrial-like. The record is from RefSeq and is a predicted model, not a curated record. Gene Ontology annotation, biological process: 'de novo' pyrimidine nucleobase biosynthetic process; pyrimidine nucleotide biosynthetic process. Gene Ontology annotation, molecular function: dihydroorotase activity. Gene Ontology annotation, cellular component: chloroplast; cytoplasm. Lineage: Eukaryota; Viridiplantae; Streptophyta; Magnoliopsida; Cucurbitales; Cucurbitaceae.